Messenger RNA from Porites lobata, 1070 nucleotides. The record is from the annotation of a GenBank genome assembly. Lineage: Eukaryota; Metazoa; Cnidaria; Anthozoa; Scleractinia; Poritidae.
GUUCUUUCUUCGGAGUCAUUGCUGGUAACCGGUGACUUCAAUAUCCAUGUCGAUGUUGUUCGGGAUCCUUAUCGUGCGAAAUUUCUUGAGCUACUCGAAACACUGGGUCUGCAACAGCACGUUAUUAAGCCUACUCAUGAGUCUGGGCAUACAUUGAUCAUCUCGCGGCAAUGUGAAAACCUGGUCAAGAAAACGCUUGUAUCUGACUGUCACAUACCCGAUCACUGGACUGUUACUUGCUUGUUAAACCUCGGCAAACCAAGUGUAACUAGGAAGACAGUGACAUUUAAGAAAACUAAGGGCGUUAACCUGGCAGCUCUGUCUAAUGAACUUUCUUUCUCGGAAUUAUCCAGGAAUCCUCCAGACACGCUUAGCGAGCUUGUUGAUCGCUACAAUGCUAAACUUUCGUCUGCUCUUGACGGUCAUGCUCCACUCGUAACCAGGACGUUCCCAUCUCGGCCUCUGCUGCCAUAGUUCAAUGAUGAUAUAAAGGUGACGAGCAGACAAAGGCGCAAGGCGGAGAGGAGAUGGCGCCGCACAGGUCUGGCGGCCGAUUUACGAGCGUUCAAGGAUCUCAGAAACCAAUCAAACACCCUGUUGAAUGUUGCACGGAAGGUGUUUUACAAAGACCUCAUUGACGACAGCAGUGGCGACCGGAAGAAACUUUUCUCGGUAACGAAUAGACUGCUUGGCGUGGAGCGAGAUACUCAAUAUCCUCCUUUUAAGGACAAAGUUGUACUUAAUAAAAUAAUAAGUUUGGUGAUUUUUUCGCUCAGAAGAUUGUGGUCAUACAAAAAAAGCUUGAUAACAUGGCUACGACAGUGUCGCCUGGCAGUGAGAAGUGUUUAGCGGACUCACUUGUUGUGCAACCUAUGGAUAGUUUGAGAGUAUUAAUGAGUCGGAAGUCCAAAAGCUCAUUGAAGCCACGCCUAAGAAAUCCUGCUCGCUUGACCCAAUGCCUACGCCUCUUGUUGUCGGCUGCAUUGAUAUUCCGUUGCCUGUUAUCACCAAGGUCAUUAAUCUCUCUCUACAGACGGGCUCAUUUGCUGAUCAAUGGAAGUGUGCGUUAG